Messenger RNA from Ogataea angusta, 1056 nucleotides. RefSeq lists its product as uncharacterized. Gene Ontology annotation, biological process: D-sorbitol catabolic process. The record is from RefSeq and is a predicted model, not a curated record. Lineage: Eukaryota; Fungi; Ascomycota; Pichiomycetes; Pichiales; Pichiaceae. The coding region runs from base 1 to 1056 and encodes 351 amino acids. Gene Ontology annotation, molecular function: zinc ion binding; L-iditol 2-dehydrogenase (NAD+) activity. The transcript has a single exon.
AUGAAUAAUCCAUCAGCUGUUCUUACGAAAGUCGGCGAAAUCGUCAUCGAGGAUAGACCAAUUCCUCAGAUCAAGGAUCCUCACUACGUCAAGAUCGCCAUAAAGUAUACUGGACUUUGUGGAUCCGAUGUUCACUACUACCAACACGGCCGCGUUGGCUCUUUCAUCGUGGAAAAACCAAUGGUGCUGGGACAUGAAUCGUCCGGUGUCAUUGUGGAGGUUGGCUCUGAAGUCAAGACUCUGAAGGUCGGUGACAGAGUUGCCUGCGAGCCGGGCAUUCCUUCCAGAUACUCUUACGAAUACAAGAGCGGAAACUACAACCUGUGUCCGGAGAUGGCUUUUGCUGCCACUCCACCCUACGACGGAACUCUGUGCAGAUAUUAUCUUCUCCCUGAGGACUUUUGUGUCAAGCUGCCAGAAAACGUCUCAUUGGAGGAAGGCGCCUUAGUUGAACCCCUUUCUGUCGCCACUCACGCCACUAGGCUGGCCAAACUAACGGUUGGGGACAAUCUGGUUGUCUUCGGUGCCGGUCCAAUUGGAUUGCUCUGUGCUGCUGUUGGGCGGGCAUUUGGUGCUAGCAAGGUGUGCAUCGUUGACAUUGUUAGCGAAAAGCUUGAUUUUGCGGUUGCCAAGGGUUUUGCAACCCAUUCCAUUAAUUCCAAAGAUAAAAGUUUUGAGGAAAUUUUGAAGUUCAUCCAAACUUCCUGGGACGGCGAACGGCCAACAGUUGCAAUGGAUGCUACCGGAAACCAGUUCUGCAUUGCUAAUGCCAUAAGACUGCUGGAGAAAAAAGGAAGAUACGUCCAAGUCGGUAUGGGAAGACAGACCAUGGACGGUUUCCCUAUUGCUGAGGUUGCAGAGAGAGAGCUGUUGAUCACUGGUGUUUUCAGGUACACAGUUGAUGACUACAAGAUUGCUGUCGGCUUAAUUGGCUCCUCAAAGGUCAACGUGAAGCCUUUGAUCACCCAUAGAUUCAAGUUUGAGGAUGUAAAAAAAGCCUACGACUUUAGCAAGGAAGGUAAAUCCAUCAAAAUUAUGAUUUCAGGCCCUGAAUAA